Messenger RNA from Punica granatum (pomegranate), 2298 nucleotides. Lineage: Eukaryota; Viridiplantae; Streptophyta; Magnoliopsida; Myrtales; Lythraceae. The record is from RefSeq and is a predicted model, not a curated record.
AUGAUAGUGAACGCGCCGGCGGCCCAUCCGGUUAACAAUCUUCCAGCACCACCUGCUUCAGCGACAAUGUUGGAACCACCUACGCUCGUACCUCCACCGAUCUCCACAUCAGUCCCGGCUUCGGUCUCUGCGUCGGUCCCAGCUCCGACUUCCACUGUCCCACCGCCGAUCAUAUUCCUGCCUACAACUGCCCAGGCUCCUGCUCACACUGCUGAACCUCCCCCGUACCAAGCUCCACAACCCCAUAUCGGCCUUUCUUUCCAAGCUCCACCUCCCAUAAAUAUAGCCUAUUCUGAACCGGGCACGCCGAACCACGCGGCCCCUAGAGCUCCACCCACAAAUUUUCUCCCGGAAACGGGGAUUGAACAGGAACAGAGAUUGAAGAAGUUGGAAGAGAAUAUCCGAGCCCUACAAUCGGGCGGCUCCAGCCUCGAUGCCGGCGACGGCGAUUGGAGUCUUUUCCCAAGCAUGCAGCUACCCCCAAAGAUUAUGGUGCCUGAAUUCCAGAGGUACUACGGCACGACCGACCCUCGUCACCAUCUCCGUCACUACCGGGGAAAAAUGCUGCAGUACUGGGACUACGAAGAGUUUGUCAUCCAUACGUUCCAGGAUAGUUUGGCAGGAGCGGCUCUGGAUUGGUACUUGUCACUGAAAGCUGCAGAUAUCCCCACGUGGGCAGACCUCUCAAGCAAAUUCAUCGACCAGUACAGGUACUGUGCGGAGAUGCCCUCGACUCUACUGGAGCUCAGCACGAUGGAGAUGACCGAGGACCAGGGCUUCGAGGCCUAUGCAGUGAAGUGGCGAGCUAGAGCGGCAAAGCACGUCCCUCCGAUCAGUGAGGCACAGCAGAUCCAAUUAUUCCACUCCACUCUUAAAGGGGCCUACUACUUGCACUUGUUGGCCCACACAUCUUCAUUCUCCAACCUUAUCGACGUCGGAAAGAAGCUCGACAUCGGCAUUAAGCUCGGCAAGAUAGAAGGUCCGGCCGAGAAAAAGGAGGGAGAGUCCUCGAAGAGGGCCGCCACUGGGACAACGGGAAACAGGAGAGGGAAAGACACGUCCGUCAACGCUGUCAACUCAGGGCACCAGGCUCCCCAACAAUAUUCCAUAAGCUACACGCCCGCACCACCGGCCACUCAAGCGUAUGCCCCACCUUCGGUGCAUUAUCAACAACAACCCCCAAUGCAGCAAGCUUACUAUUCCGCUCCGCCGGCUUCCUUUCCGUCGCCGGUCCCGCAGCAAUACGCCCAUAAUUAUGCCCCUGCUCCUCCUCCGAUCCAACAAAGUAGGCCCCCGGCUUCGAGAACUCCUCAGCCGGCGCAACGGGCUCCGACUCCGCAGGACCAACUGGGCAUCGCAACACAAACGCGGCGUAAACAGUUCACACCUCUGCCGGCUCCGCUCUCCCACAUAUACCGGCAACUCCUCGCGGGUAACAAGAUCCGAUCGAUAGCACCUAACCCUGAUUUCGACCCAACCAUCCAAGAUCAGAGUCGGCGCUGCGAGUACCAUCAGGGCGCACCCGGUCACACUACUGACAAUUGUUGGAAGCUACGGGAGAGGAUCCAACAGAUGAUUGAUGAUAAGCAGCUCACGUUCAACGCCGUCAAACCCCCGAACGUGCAAUCAAAUCCUCUUCCCGAUCACGGGUCAAGCUCGGGACCCAGCAUUAACAUGAUCGGUAUUUGCGCUAUAGGGGAGUACGAGACCGAACAGGAGGAACCGACCCCGUUUGUGAUCGAAUAUGUUCCUGCAGAAACUGGUGUAGGGUACGCAGGGUUCGAUGCCACGCCCGCCCCAUUCGUGAUAGAAGCCCCCGCACGAGAGCCAUAUCAAGACAGCAAGGUCCCGUGGACCUACGAAGGAAGUGUUGGGAACCUCGAGAGUCAAUUUAGCGUCAUGGGCGUGACGCGCUCGGGUCGAGUCUAUGAAAAUCCGAAGAUCGCAAAUAAAGGGAAAGCCCUGGCAAUGCCCGAAGUCACCCCGGAAGCCUCAUCCAUUCCCCAGAAGAAGGUCCUGACAGCUGCGCAGAUCCCCAGAGAGACGGCUCCGGAACAGAUUGAGGAGACUAUCAGUUCGAUCUUCUCCAACAACAUUUCAUUUUCAGAUGAUGAACUUCCCUCAGAAGGCUUGUCGCUCGGGAGACCGUGGAUCGAUGCAGCUGGCGCCGUUCCUUCGUCCCUACACCAAAUGAUCAAAUUCAUCGCAGAAGAUCGACUUAUCACGGUCAAGGGUGAGGAGGACUACGCCAUUUACAAGGAGACAUCUGUUCCCUACAUCACACUUCAAAUUUUCUAA